This is a messenger RNA of Danio rerio (zebrafish), 703 nucleotides long. NCBI's taxonomy places the organism in Eukaryota, Metazoa, Chordata, Actinopteri, Cypriniformes, Danionidae. The record is from RefSeq and is marked validated. Gene Ontology annotation, cellular component: membrane; endosome membrane; lysosomal membrane.
CUCAUAAUCCUGCCAUUUCUGCCAGUCGAUCUCACAGGAGAAGCAGCACAAAGGAGCACUCACACAGAUCUUUAAUAAUGGAGAAGGACUACAGACCACCGCCUUACUCUUCUCCUCAGAUGGAUCAGACGCAGAUUAACUACCCUGUACAGCCGGCACCGUAUCCACCUCCUGCAGGUCCUCAAGCAGCCCCUUAUCAACCCCCUCCAUAUGGACCCCCAUACACCAGCCAGCCCAUGCCAAUCCCUGUUCAACAGAUGCCGCUGACGAGUCUCACGGACGUGCCGGGCCGCAUUACCUGCCCUCACUGCCUUACUGAAGUGAUCACAGAGACUGAACACGUCAGCGGUUUGAUGGCCUGGUUAAUCUGUGGAACCCUUGCGCUCUUUGUAUGCUGGUUAUGCUGUUGCAUCCCCUUCUGCCUGGACGCAUGCAAAGAUGUAAAGCACACCUGUCCCAACUGCAGAAACAUCAUUCGCAUCUACAAGCGAAUUCAGUGAAGAGGGAUUGAACAAAAUCUAUUCAUUUACCUGUCAAUGCACUGCAAUAUAUGCACCAUUUGUUCUACACUCCACCAAGGAGAUUGAGUUGAGCUUUGUGAAGUCCUGUAAAACAGAUUGAUUUCAUUAAUUAAUCAGAGACUCAGAUGUGGAGAACAACCGUUUAUACUAAUUUUAUUUAUAAUAAACUCGUAUGAAAUAAA